GUACCUUGGUAAUCAGGGGACUGACAACAACGACGGACCAGGAAGCGACAUUUUCGAAAUAGCAAGAAAUGCAAAAGGUUUAUAAACUUUGAAAUGCAGUGAGAAUUCUAAAAUUGCAUUCAACCAAUAUUUAUCAGAUUAGUCUCGUUUCGCAAGAAAGAGGGACCUUCCGUCCGCGCUAACAUUACUAGUAAGUUAAGUUAGACCAUAGAGGUGUCGUCAUUGUGCUCACAGCCAUGUGGGGGGAGAUUGACCCUGUUCCCGAGCCCAGUCCGCCUGUCAGCGUUGAACCAGUGGCCUGCAGACAGCCCGACCCCCGGCGACCACAGCCCGACCCCCGGAGACCACAGCCCGACCCCAGGGGAACCGGACCAGCUUCUAGCUGCUCUGAAACCGCCCACACCGAGGAGGACGAGCCGCAGGACAACCAGGCGGAUCCCAUCGGUGUGUGUGCUAUGGUGGAGGUGGUGGCUGUGAGUGGUAUUCAGGUGAAGAGCCAGCAGGUAGGUGAGGCAGAACUGACCGUAGCCCAGCGGAGAGAGGAGCUGCUGGGACAGUACCGGACCAAGCCCCUGGUGUUCCUGGAGAGAUACCAGGCCCACCUGAAGCCACAGCACCUGUCAGUAUUCUGCCAUCUGACUUCUGACCCCCGGGCGCAGUACUACUGCCGGGAGGUGAGGCGGAGAGCAGCGGGACGGACCAACAGGACCCGGGUACGCAACCAACGCUACGCUGCCCUCAGAGAGCUGCAGAGGGAGGGCCAGUACUUCAGUGAGGACCAGAUGAGAAGCCGGGAGCCCCUACUGUAUGAGCAAUACAUCGGCCAAUACCUGACAGAGGAGGAGCUGCUACAUCGCUCCCUCGAGGCCAUGCAGGGAGGAGCAGGGGAGGAGCGGGGGCCGGGGGGAGCAGAGGGGGGGCUGGCCCACCUCCUCCUCACCUCCUACCAGGAGAGACUGAUCCAGAGCCGGCUGCAGGAGGAGCAGGACAGGGAGGAGAACGCACUGGAGGAGGAGGAGGGGGAGGAGGGUGGAGGGUUGGGGGCAGAGGGCUAUGAGCCAACACCCCAGGAGAAAGCUCUGCUCAGGGACGAGUUCAUCACUCAGAUGUACCAACGCUUCCUGGACGGACACGACAAAGACUUUAACUACAGUGAAGUGGACGGGAACCCCGACUACGACAACCUGGACAUCGUCAACAGAGAUGCAGAGGAGAAGUACUUCGAUGAGGAUGAAGAGGAGGAGGAGGAAGAGGAGGAGGAGGACAUGACUAUAGAUGUGUCAUGACAGCAGCUGUCAUUGGACUGUAAAUAUAUUAACUUCUGUAAUAACUAUACUAUGUAAUGUUUCUACUCUGUUUAUUCUCCUCACAUUCAUUUAAUAUUCAGUUUGCAUGGAUAGCAAUAAAUCGUGUGUGUUUACGUA
Molecule: messenger RNA, 1424 nt
Organism: Oncorhynchus mykiss (rainbow trout)
Lineage: Eukaryota; Metazoa; Chordata; Actinopteri; Salmoniformes; Salmonidae
Source: RefSeq, a predicted model, not a curated record